AUGUCCUCCAGCUCCCCGCCGGGCGAGCCGAAGAGCCGCAGCCUGGGCCGGCUGUCGCUGCCCAGGAGGGGCAGCAUGACGCCCGGCAAGAAGCCGUCGGCGCUGGAGCUGGCCGAGAGCACCCCGAACGCCCACUACGCCCCGCUGUCCUCGGCGCAGGGCGGGCAGGCUCCGCCGGGCUGCGGCACCGAGCCGGUGCGGGAGCGGGCGCCGCGCCUGCGGAGCGAGGUGGUGAUGGUGAGCGCCGACUGCCCGCGGCCCCCCGUCAGCCUGGACCCCCGCGUCUCCAUCUACAGCCUCCGCAAGCCCCUGCUGAGCCGCAGCAGCGUCCAGGGCAGGGUCUACAACUUCUUGGAGCGGCCCACGGGCUGGAAGUGCUUCGUGUACCACUUCACCGUCUUCCUUAUUGUGCUGAUAUGCCUUAUCUUCAGUGUGCUUUCUACAAUUGAACAGUAUGCAGCUCUUGCCACAGGGACGUUAUUUUGGAUGGAAAUUGUGUUAGUGGUAUUCUUUGGAACGGAGUAUGUGGUUCGGCUAUGGUCAGCAGGAUGCCGCAGUAAAUACGUUGGAAUAUGGGGAAGGCUUCGUUUUGCUAGGAAACCUAUUUCAAUCAUUGAUUUAAUUGUUGUUGUUGCUUCCAUGAUAGUUCUUUGUGUGGGCUCUAAAGGUCAAGUCUUUGCAACCUCAGCUAUCAGGGGCAUCCGUUUUCUGCAGAUCUUACGAAUGCUGCAUGUUGAUCGUCAGGGGGGCACGUGGAGGCUGCUGGGAUCAGUGGUGUUCAUACACAGACAGGAACUGAUAACCACUCUCUACAUUGGAUUUCUGGGCCUGAUUUUUUCCUCUUAUUUUGUGUACCUGGCCGAGAAAGAUGCUGUAAAUGAUUCUGGAGAAACAGAGUUUGGCAGCUAUGCAGAUGCCCUGUGGUGGGGAGUAGUGACUGUUACAACUAUUGGCUAUGGAGAUAAAGUGCCUCAGACUUGGAUAGGAAAGACUAUUGCAUCUUGUUUUUCAGUAUUUGCAAUUUCAUUUUUUGCACUACCUGCGGGAAUUCUUGGUUCAGGCUUUGCCCUAAAGGUACAACAGAAACAAAGACAGAAGCAUUUCAAUCGUCAAAUUCCAGCUGCUGCCUCACUCAUACAGACUGCAUGGAGAUGCUACGCUGCAGAAAACCCAGACUCUUCUACAUGGAAAAUAUACAUUCGAAAACCUGCCAGGAAUUACCAUUUACUGUCACCCAGUCCAAAACCAAAGAAAUCGGUGAUGGUUAAAAAGAAGAAAUUUAAGUUAGACAAGGACAAUGGACCUUCUUCUCCAGAUAGGAUGUUGACAAUACCACACAUCACUUAUGACCACGUGGCGGAGGACAGGAAACCUCAUUUCAAUUUUGAAGCAUAUGAAAAUUCUGUGAAAAAAAGCCCAGCGUUUUUAGAUGUGAACACAGGACCCUUCAUCAGGACCAGCAGCUUUGCCGAUGAGCUUGACCUGGAGGGUGAGACACUGCUGACCCCAAUAACUCACAUCUCACAGUAA
This is a messenger RNA of Empidonax traillii (willow flycatcher), 1530 nucleotides long. RefSeq names its product potassium voltage-gated channel subfamily Q member 1 (gene KCNQ1). The coding region runs from base 1 to 1530 and encodes 509 amino acids. The record is from RefSeq and is a predicted model, not a curated record. Gene Ontology annotation, cellular component: voltage-gated potassium channel complex; membrane. NCBI's taxonomy places the organism in Eukaryota, Metazoa, Chordata, Aves, Passeriformes, Tyrannidae. Gene Ontology annotation, biological process: transmembrane transport; potassium ion transport. Gene Ontology annotation, molecular function: voltage-gated potassium channel activity. The transcript is spliced from 11 exons.